CUCGAGCUCCACGAUGGACCGAUUUUUGCUGGAAAAUGCUGCACUUUAUCGAAAACUAGUCCAGGGGCUCAAACCUACACCGCUACCCCAAUCAGAGGAUGCAAUCAACGGAGCACCAAAUCCAGAUAUGGUUGUUAGUGCUAGAGUCCGACCUCUGUUAGAUGAGGAUGUAAUUGCUGGCUUCCCACGUGCAGUGUUUCCGCGCUCUACUCAGACCGCUGUGGUGGACAUCCACGAUCUCUACAACCACCCACGUGGACGCCCUAUUAUCAAGUCCUCCAAUUAUCAGGUGGAUCGACUCUUUGACUCGAAAACAACCACCGAGGAGAUUUACGAAGAUCUUGUUGCAGAUCUCGUUCCCUUUGCAUGGAAUGGUGGCAUCGGGACUCUCUUUACCUAUGGUCAGACUGGUUCUGGCAAGACAUUUACUGUCAGCCGACUUGAGCAGCUCGUUGCUGAGUCGUUGAUGGAUGGAAGUUUCGAGGGCCAGAGACAGGUUCACAUGACCAUCAUUGAUCUUGCUGGUAACUCGGCUUAUGAUCUGACAAACUCACGCAAACCAAUAUCUGUUCUCGAAGACGCAUUUGGAGUUACACAGCUAGCUGGUGCACUAGAACAUCUAGUCGAGGACAGGGAUGAGGUAAUGAACCUCAUUGAGCGCGCAACAUCUUUCAGACGGACAGCCCCAACCCUCAAAAACGAUGCUUCAUCACGUUCGCACGCUAUCUGUCGAAUCCGAAUCAAAGACCCAUCCACGGAUUCAGAAGGUCUUCUGUAUCUGAUCGAUCUUGCUGGAUCCGAAGCUGCUCGUGAUAUUGCGAAGCAUGGAGCUGACCGGAUGCGAGAAACUCGGGAGAUCAACAUGAGCCUCUCAGUCCUCAAAGACUGCAUUCGUGGAAAGGUGGAGUGGGAUCUUCUCACCCAAUCAAAGGGUCCAAAGUCAAAGCAGAAGAAGCCUCAUAUUCCGUUCCGACAAGCUGCACUUACGAAGGUCUUGAAGCAUGUUUUCGACCCUUCAACCAAUAGACGCUGCAAGACGGUUGUCAUUGCCUGCAUCAAUCCGAGUCUUGCAGAUACAGGACCAAGCAGGAAUACACUCCGGUACGCCGAGCUACUGCGUGUUACGGUUCCGAGGACUGAUACGCUUGAACCUAAUCCACUGGUACCCACAACCUGGACGAAUGGUCAAUUGCGGGACUGGAUCACCAAAAAUUCAGGUACUCCUCCAGUCUCACCAGCAAUCUUGGCACCCAGAGAAUCAGGUGCCCAACUCCUCCGAUUACCACCUGCAGAGUUUGAAAGUCGAUGUUUGAAGACUCCUGGUGUCAGUAUCGAGCAGAUCAAAGCCUUCCGCUCCAAAUUGUGGCAAUUACACAUCGAUGGUCAACGAAUUGCUAACACACCUGUGUCAAACACCGAGGAGUCAGCAGAGCCAUCCACGUUGUUGAGAGUCGAAAACAGAUCAUCAAGCCGAGAUUUGGAUCCCACUGCUUCAGAAGUACCAUUCAAACAACGCAUUCGGCCUGGUAUGGCUGUGUCCUGGCAUCAGCCUCCUGAGUCUGGAGAUUCAGCACUCGGUAUGCCAGAUAGCCUUCAGUUGGCAGUGAUACUUUGCCCCGCUCAAGCUGGGCAAGCCUGUAUCAAAGAUGUUCUCGGCAGUGUGGUGAAUUCCUCAUCAAGUGAGGAUACUCAAAAUGAUAAGGAGUGUGAUCCACGAUAUCUUUGCGCAUUGGUGACGCCCGGGUCUACGGCCGAGGCCUACGAGGUCAACCUUUGGAGGCAGAUCGUGAUUGAUGUUGAAAUGAUGGAGAAAGAGGUGUUUCUCGAGUACGAUGCUGGAACUCGAUAUUACUACAUUUCAGUGUGAGGUAUGAGGGAAACUGUUUUUAAGUUGAUUGACUAUAAUAGAUGAUAACUAUUUAGAUAGAAG
This is a messenger RNA of Mollisia scopiformis, 1930 nucleotides long. Its product is annotated as P-loop containing nucleoside triphosphate hydrolase protein. The record is from RefSeq and is a predicted model, not a curated record. Gene Ontology annotation, biological process: microtubule-based movement. The coding region runs from base 14 to 1867 and encodes 617 amino acids. NCBI's taxonomy places the organism in Eukaryota, Fungi, Ascomycota, Leotiomycetes, Helotiales, Mollisiaceae. The transcript has 3 exons. Gene Ontology annotation, molecular function: microtubule motor activity; ATP binding; ATP hydrolysis activity. Gene Ontology annotation, cellular component: centrosome; kinesin complex; spindle.